Messenger RNA from Gongylonema pulchrum, 243 nucleotides. The record is from the annotation of a GenBank genome assembly. NCBI's taxonomy places the organism in Eukaryota, Metazoa, Nematoda, Chromadorea, Rhabditida, Gongylonematidae.
AUGGCUAUAGUGCAUCCGUUAAAUAGGCGAAUGAGCAGGCAUGCAACGAUGGCAACAAUUGUUGCAAUUUGGAUUCUUGCUGUGCUGUGUGGCUUGCCAGCAUUGCUAGCUUCAAAGCAAGAAAUAAAUUUUUUCGUGGACGAACGAAACCGGAUAUUCGUUGAUCCUACUUGCUUAGCCGACAAUUUCCCGGAUGGGAAUGCUUUAACCAGUAAUCUAUUUGCAGUGUCAGUUUAUGCUUAA